AUGGACCGUGUGCACCUAAGAAGGAACCGGGCAAUGAACCCCCUUCUUCGCGCCUACGCGUUGGGGUACCUGUCAUCGGUGACUCCGAGGUUGGUAUCGUAUGUACGCCGUCUGGCUAAGCAAGAUUGGACUGCACAGCAGAAACUUCAAGAGGUAGUUCAAGUUUUGACUGGUCCAUUGCGUGUGAACGGCUUUCCAGCAUUCUGUGCUGCUCUAGUAGGCGGUUCAACUUUGCUACCGAUAUUAUUGUAUCGUCUCUAUGCGUUGAUCACUGCAGGACUUGCCAAAGGCGACGUUCAAAUUUCGAAAAAGCUCGAUCGCUUGAUUCGAUUUGCUGCAGCCUUAAUAUCGGGGUGGUUCAGUUUUCAACUUAUCAACAGAAACCGCAUUUGUCUUCGGACCAAGGAUGUCAGGGUUCAGCGGGAGCGUACCGAGCGGGAAUCUACAGACCAGGGAGAUGACUCCAGCCAGGUUGCAGCCAAUUCGCUUGAGCAUCAACGCCCAGAGUUGGCAGGGAAGACUAUGGACCUGACCAUCUUCUCGGUCACAAGAGCUAUAGAUGUCAUCGCAUGUGUUGCAUGGAACCGCUGGUCCCGCUACCGCAAGGCCCAGAACCGGUGGACUAUUGUCGAACGCUUUGUUCCUGGAUUAGUGGAUUCAGGAGUUUUCGCCAUGAGUGCCGCUAUCGUUAUGUGGGCAUGGUUUUAUCUCCCAGAAAGACUGCCCAGGACAUACGAGAAAUGGAUCGGGGAAGCCGCUCAGGUUGACUCGCGCUUGAUUGAGGCUUUACGCCGUGUUCGACGAGGUGUCUUUGUAUACGGAAAGGAUACAGGUCAAGCAAAUCUUCUCAAGCCUAUGUGCAAUGACUAUAAUUGGCCAGAGGUUUGGGGGGACCCAGCCAAGACAGUCCCAAUUCCCUGCGAGAUGGUCCACAUGGGAUGCGGCCCUAGCUGCGAGAAACACGCUUUGCACCGAUUUGCCAGAACCUUUAAGUUCGCUUGUGCAACUUACAUCCCGUUACAAAUUAUCUUUCGCCUACGAGGGAUGAAUUCCGCAGCAGCUCUCCGACGGGCUAUUUUUGACGCUGCCCGAUCCUCUACCUUCUUGGCGUCUUUCGUGACCCUUUUCUAUUACUCUGUGUGUCUUGCCCGAACGCGACUCGGCCCAAAGAUAUUCGACCCGAAGACCGUCACCCCGUUGAUGUGGGACUCCGGUCUCUGUGUAGGAGCGGGAUGUCUUAUGUGUGGCUGGAGUGCAUUGGUCGAGAAGGCGCGGAAGAGACAAGAGUUGGCACUAUUUGUGGCACCUCGGGCGGCCGCCACGGUUUUGCCACGGUUGUAUGAUAAAAAGUAUCAAUACCGAGAGCGCUUUGCAUUUGCCGUCAGCGCUGCCAUUCUCAUCACUUCCAUUCGAGAGCGGCCCAGCAUGGUUCGAGGAGUCUUUGGCCGUAUCACCAAUAGCCUAACGGGGACAAUUCCCCAACGUUCAAUUUAUCUCCGGAAAAACGUCCUGGACAUGGAGAGGAGGUUUUUCUCGAGAAAUUCCCUGCUCCAAGCAAAACACCAAGGAUCAUCCGCACCUUUCCAUACCCCGGAGUCACAAAAGCGCAAUACCUCUACAUUGUACUAUACCGUCAGUCUCAUCCUCGGAACCGUUGCGCUCGCAUAUGGAUCCGUACCUCUUUAUAAAAUGAUCUGUCAACAAACCGGCUGGGGCGGCCAGCCCAUCCUCACCCACCGCAACGGCGACGGCGAUACUGCAGGGCGCGUGACACCAGUAACAGACUCCCGCCGUCUUCGCAUCACAUUCAAUGGAUCCGUAUCCGAUGUUCUCCCCUGGAAAUUCACACCACAGCAGCGCGAGGUCCGAGUGCUACCGGGCGAGACAGCUCUGGCGUUCUACACGGCAACGAACAAGGGCCCGAACGAUAUCAUUGGAGUUGCAACGUACAGUGUUACACCGGGACAGGUAGCGCCGUAUUUCAGUAAGAUUCAAUGCUUCUGCUUUGAAGAGCAGAAGCUCAAUGCGGGAGAGUCGGUUGAUAUGCCCGUGUUUUUCUUCAUUGAUCCUGACUUCGCGACGGAUCCUAAUAUGAAGGGCAUUGAUACUAUUACCUUGUCAUAUACUUUCUUCAAAGCGAAAUAUGAUGACAAUGGUGUUCUCAAGCCCAUUGCUUCAUAA
Molecule: messenger RNA, 2181 nt
Organism: Penicillium nucicola
Lineage: Eukaryota; Fungi; Ascomycota; Eurotiomycetes; Eurotiales; Aspergillaceae
Product: cytochrome c oxidase assembly protein
Exons: 8
Coding region: 1-2181 (726 amino acids)
Cellular component (GO): mitochondrial inner membrane
Molecular function (GO): copper ion binding
Source: RefSeq, a predicted model, not a curated record